Molecule: messenger RNA, 529 nt
Organism: Varanus komodoensis (Komodo dragon)
Lineage: Eukaryota; Metazoa; Chordata; Lepidosauria; Squamata; Varanidae
Gene: DMAC1
Product: distal membrane arm assembly component 1
Exons: 2
Coding region: 22-273 (83 amino acids)
Source: RefSeq, a predicted model, not a curated record
GCCUCCGGAGGAGCGACUGCCAUGGCGCCCGAAGGUGGGGUCGCCGCGCCGCCCGGGCCGCGCAAGUCGUCCUGCUGGAGCUGCCGCGUCCUGGGCGGGGCGGGGCUGAUGGGCGCCGCGUGGUGGGUCUACCUGGGCCCCCGCAGGUUCAUGCAGCAAGGGCACCCCCCCACCUUCUGGCACGUCACGCAGAUGACCUUCGCCGUGAGUCUUGCCUGUUUCGGUGUUGUAACAAUCUUCCGGCCAGUUGGGUCAGGGAAGAAGGAAUCAUAGAACUCCUAUCAAUCUUUUCCCAUCACUUGAACAUCAUGGACAACCCGACUGGACUUGGCUUUGUCUGUGGGCACUGCCAUAACUCAGCUGAGGGAAAACUGCAGCUGUACAGAUCCCGUCCCCUCCUUGCGUGAGCUGCACAGAUGGAUGUGUGUUUCGCUCCCCUCAUUGCUGUGAUGGUCAGCAAGGGAGGCAGCACUGCAUGAAGCCUGAGAGGAACUGAGUUUAAUUUUGCAUUAAAAACAAACAAACCCUG